AUGGCGGAGUUGGUCGUUGGCCAGAGGGUGAAGGUCCGCCCGAAGGCGGGCCCGGCCCAGGAGGGCGUCGUGUACACCCACGACGCCCUCACGAACACCAUCACGAUCAAGCAGGACAUCCCCAACACAAAGACGCACAGCACCAUCCUGGUGUACAAUCGGGCGCACGUCCAGAUCGACGUGGUGCCCGGAGCUCCCGUGGUGGACGACUGCAUGGCGUUGCCGAACAUCAGCGGCCGGGAGUUGGACAGGAAGGAGAACAAGGCACUCCAGGAAGCGACGAAGGCAUGGGCACAGAUCAAUCCGGGCGCCACCAACGAAGGACAAGCCAUUUUCGACCUUUUCACCAAGACUUUGGACUGCUCGUGGAGCGACCAGAGCAUCGUGAUCUUGGAGUCCGUGAGGAUAGACCCCCCCUACACGGCUGAUAGUUGUCGCAGCUUGGAUGGAGACAAGCCAGGCCUCGACAGAGCGCUUCUAAUGCUGGGCAAAUUUCGAAAACAGCUGGAGGGGCCGAAGUCGGGCUGA
Molecule: messenger RNA, 528 nt
Organism: Ectocarpus siliculosus
Lineage: Eukaryota; Phaeophyceae; Ectocarpales; Ectocarpaceae
Source: the annotation of a GenBank genome assembly